Monopterus albus (swamp eel) is the source of this 305-nucleotide messenger RNA. RefSeq names its product guanine nucleotide binding protein (G protein), gamma 10 (gene gng10). Gene Ontology annotation, molecular function: G-protein beta-subunit binding. The transcript has 2 exons. The record is from RefSeq and is a predicted model, not a curated record. NCBI's taxonomy places the organism in Eukaryota, Metazoa, Chordata, Actinopteri, Synbranchiformes, Synbranchidae. Gene Ontology annotation, biological process: G protein-coupled receptor signaling pathway. Bases 97 to 303 code for a protein of 68 amino acids. Gene Ontology annotation, cellular component: heterotrimeric G-protein complex.
UGCUGUCCAUUGGUGGAGUUGACUGCUGUGCUGAAAGGCUGACCGGAGUCUUUUUUUAACAAGGAAUUCUUCUCUCCCAAAACAAUUCCCACCAACAUGACUUCUAAUUCCAAUCUGUCCAACAUGCGGAAGAUGGUAGAGCAACUGAAGCUUGAGGCCAGUGUGGAAAGAGUCAAGGUGUCCCAAGCAGCUGCAGAGCUCCAGCAGUACUGUCUGCAGAACGCAGGCAAGGACGCUCUGCUGGUCGGCGUUCCCACAGGCAGCAACCCCUUCAGAGAACCACGCUCCUGCACUGUUGUGUGAAG